CUCUGAUUGAUCUUCCAUAGUGUUUCUUAGCCCAAACUAAUGACUAAAAUAAGUGAUUCAAUUUAUAAACAUGCCUUUAUUUAUUUAGGAAAAGCUCGAUAAUAAAAACCCUUGCAAAAACCUUAAAAAAUACAUAUACAAAUUAAUACAACAUGCAUCACAAUUCACAAGCCCGGCCAUUCAUAAAAUGUCAUCUAAUUGUCAAAAGUCAAAUGUGAUGUCCGUGUCAUGUGUCAUUUUUCAUUUUCAUAAUCCAGACGUUCUUUAAAGCGAGAGAGAAAAUUGUUCUCGUAGGUAAAUCCCUGCUAACAACAAAGAAGACAAUAUAAACCAUCAUUAAAUGAAAAUAAGGGAUUUUUAAAGUGUUCUGUUUUAUCGUCUUUGAAAGGUAAAAAAAAAAACGGUAAAUAUCCCCCGUACAGAGAAAGCGAUAUUUUCGUGGCCAGUUCCAUUUGUGCCAGCAGGUGGAAUGAAUUGAAACGAAACGCGUUCUACAGCGAAUUUUUCGAAGAUGAUUUGUUGGAAGAGAAGGCUUCCAGGUGCAAAUUCAACAAUAUGAAAUGCAUAUAUCAGAUCAUCAAACAUCUACAGAGAAUAACAUCUUGACAAAAUGUUCAAAAAUGACAGAAGAGAACCACAGAAGACAUGGGAUGAAUGGAAGUGUUGAUAGAAUUCCAAAGGAGUGCCACAAGCCUAAUUAUGGUCAGGGAGGUCGUCUUAAAUUCUUUAAAGAUGGAAAAUUCAUACUUGAAUUGGAGAGAGCCAGAGAAGGGGAAAGAGUGUCGUGGGUAUCGGUGCCAAGAAAGACUUUUUGGCCUCCGCCGGGUACAGCUACUUCCACACCUGCUUACAGGCAAGAAAGCAGUACAUCACUUAGUGUUUCAGAUGAUAAUAGCUCAAUACAAUCGUCCCCGUGGCAACGGGAUCAUUCCUGGAAGCAAACCACUCCGAGGAGGGAUAUCUCGCAGGAAAUGGUGCUGUUUUUCUGGAGACCCAAAUGGAAACGACAGUGUCGGGGGCGAGGCGUUAAGCGGAGGCGCCCGCUAUCAAUGGUCGAGGUUAAAGAGGAAGAAAGGAUUUCCCCGAUCAAGGUGGAGAAGGAGGAAAUCAGGAAAAAACGACCUCUCUUGACUAUUGUUCAAAUGUUGUUAGAUAAAAAUUUUAGGACAAGUACUCCACCUAGACCAGAAACAGUGGUUUCUCCAAGAAAACGCUUUCUACGAGAAAUGGAACGAGAAAGAACCCCUUCAGCUUCAAGCAGUCCCACGUCCGACCGGCCAGGUUCCAGUGACGACGGUUCAACGAAUUCAGCGCAAAAACGUAGCAGGGUCCGUCCGCAGAGCAAUACUGCCCCACCGGCGGCUAGAACGCCACCAGGUGCCAUAAUUAAAAUUGAAAAAUCCGAAAAUCUAACUCCGUCUCCCCAUAAUGCUCCGAUUCGAAGUAACGGCGUGGAAGAAACGCCUGUAAAUACGACCAAUAAGUCUUCGAGAAAUUGUAGUUAUAGUAUAACGUCAUUGUUGGCUGACGAUCAUCACAAAAGCAGCCUAAAAAAUUCACCGAGUCAUUCACCAAAUCGAUUUUCGCCAGUAGUUACCCAGAUGGGCUCAAUACCCGUUCCAGGGGCCAGGUACUGUUCUCCUGUAACUUCCGAGGAUCGUAUCUAUUCUGAGAGUGUCGAUAGGCUAAGAUCAAUAGAAUUAUCGCAAGUAGAAAAAUGUGGUUACCCACCCACAUCGUAUCAACAACCCCCGCCGCAACCGUAUCUAGGACCCACUCCCUACAUGUACUCUUUUCCACCGUUGCCAGCCUACUACAGUGCACACCCCGGAGUAUACGGACGAGCUGGUUACAUGGUACCUCAACCUGUGUUCCAUCCCCAUGCCCAUCCUCAAGUACCACCCACACACAUCUCGCACCCUGUACAUCCUGUAGCUCAUCCUAUGCCCAUCAGGAGGGACAUACCGAGACCUGCUCUUUGGACACGGGAAGAAGUUGUUAGGGAUACUAGGGUGCAAGUGAAAGAGGAGAAUAAUAGUAGUGCAGAUAUGCCACUGAACCUGUCCAAACACUCUGGCUAGAAUAAAAGUGCCUUUUGGAUAGUAAGACUACAAUUAUUUUUGUCCUACUUGUGAGCACAACAGUAUUAGCGUUAAUUUUUGAGGGCAGAAUCAAAACUUAAAAAAUAUUAAACAUGUCUUAGGGCUGGGUUUAUUCACCUUCUGAUAAACUUUAAGGUAUACAAUCUGACGGAUAAAAACGCAAUCUAUAAUCCCAUUGGUUGGCCAGUUAUGGUCCACCAAUAGAAUUAUAGAACAGUAAAUUUAUCUUGCAGAUAGUUACCAGGAAGUUUAACUGAAUAUGAAUAAACCGCGCCUUAAAUUACCAAACAUAUGGGAUCCAUUAAAAAAAAGUUGAGGUGGGUUUAUACAGACACAUAACAUUAGGCUAUGUGGAAACCGCUUUAUGGCGUAAGUUUCAACUUUCAUGUCGUGCUUCCUUUGGCAUAUUUCACAGUCUUUGGUUUUUGUUCACAAAAAGCAGAAGAGGAUAUAAUGUUUUGUGAAUUAAGAAAGAGCAUUCCAAUAUUGUAUAAAACAUUUCAAACCUGUUGAACAACUGAGUUGUGUAAUAGCUAAGUCCAAACAAAUUAGAGAGAUACCGGUAAACCAUGCUGCUUCUCAACUUAAAGCGGUAAAGUUAUAGUGCUAGAAAUUGAAUCGCGCAUAAAGUUAACGUCAACAUAAGGUAGUAAACCUAAAUACUGCAUAAUGCUAUGUGGGUUACCGAUUCUCUCUCUAUUUAUUUGAAGCUGGAUCCUAAUAAUCGUCAAAUGAUGGCUAAUAUUUUACUAAUGCCUCUGAGGUGUAUCAAAAUUGAGGCGUUUUUUUUUUUAACUAAAAUAACUUCAAACUUAUUUCACUUUUUGUAAAUUCUCAUUAUAUCCACUUCUUCUCAGUUUUCUGAUAAAUGGGCAAUUUCCUUUGUACUUCCUUUGGUCAUAGUUAGACGAAGAUUAUGUAAAAAUUUCCGUUAUAGAACAAGAAAUCGGAAGGCUUGACUUUCACAACUUUAAAAUUAGAAGUUUUCAGGUCACACCUCUAAGUUUUUUUUGGGAGGGAUUUCAAUUUUUUCAAAGGAUCCAGCCUUGACACGUUAAAGAAGAAAAUCAAAAUGUUUGAAAUUGAUUUAAGUAACAUCACGCAUUGUAUAUAUAUUUAUAAAAAUGAUAAUUAUUCAUUCCAUCAUAUUGUUGCAAAAAAAAAAAAAUGGAAAUAUAGAAUUUCAAAUACUAUAAUUUUCAUUUUUCAAGUCCAUUGGCAAAUGUGCAAUCAGUGAAGUUCUUAAAACAUCAAAAUGUAGAUAAUCAAUUUUUUUUUUGUAAAAAAUAUAACCCUUCCCCAUUCCACCUGUAUAUAAAUAUAUUUUUUAAGUAAAAUAAAACAAGACUCGUAUGUAAAAUACAUACAUAUUUCCAUAGGUUAAAAACCUAAUUAUGUAAAUACAUUUAAAUGCUGUUUUUGUAUAUAACGUUGGCAUACCUAGUGGUGUUAUUUAUUUUAUAUUUUUGUUUUGAGAGAAAGAAAACCCCAUUGGGCUCCUAGAAUAUACAUGUUUUUUGCUCUGAGCAUUUUUUUUUGUAUAUAAUGUAUCUGUAAGGGAAUAUGAGUAAAAAAAAAUGUACAAAGUCUAUUUUCAUAUACAUACCUAAUAAACCGUGUAACCCAAUAAAAAAAAGACAAUAGUUAAGUGUAAUAUAUUUUUUAAUUUUUUUAAGGUCGUAAGAAUUUGUUUGGCAGUGGUUAGGUUAAGCCACAAAAAUAAUUUCUUAUGACCCUACGGACUGGUUCAUCUUGUAUUUUAUAAGUAUAAACCCUAUAAUUAAUUUAACAUAUUUUUUUUUAUGUUAAUAUUGUCUUUGUGCCAUCCAGCUACUUUAAUUUAUAUAUUUUAAAAUAAAAAAAAUGAAACAAAUCAAAAACUGAAUCUCAUUUUAUUUUUUUAUUUGUUUUAAUAAUCCAGUGCUAGCAGUAUUCAAAUUUCAGUUUUCACAAGGCACUGGAUCUAUCGUCAUCCUAUUUAAAAUUACUCUUCACAUUGGCACUGUUGUGAUAUACAUAUGACUAAAUAAUAUUUUUGUAAUUUGAAAUAAAAUGCAUUUUUCAAACUCUACUUUUCGUUUUGUAUUGUGUACAGUGAAUAAACUUUUAA
This is a messenger RNA of Ceutorhynchus assimilis (cabbage seed weevil), 4212 nucleotides long. The record is from the annotation of a GenBank genome assembly. Lineage: Eukaryota; Metazoa; Arthropoda; Insecta; Coleoptera; Curculionidae.